AUGGCUCAAGCCAGCAUUUUGAACCGACUGUCAGCACUUGACACUAAUACAGUGUCUGACGCCUUGGAUUUCCUCCAGCUCAAAGGCGCUACAUAUGGACUGAGACCUCUUUGGGACUGCCGGAAGAUUGUUGGACGUGCCAGCACAGUGGAAGUGGGAAUCAAGAAACAAGCCGCACCCACCAAACAUCUUCUCACACCAGUUAUAGAUGCAGUCACGACGGAUGACCGUAUCCUCGUCGUCUCUGGCGGUACAGAGGGAGUGUCCUGCUGGGGAGACAUCGUCGCCAAUGCCUCACAAAUGAAAAGGAUCCGGGGAACAAUCAUCGAUGGCAUGAGCCGCGAUAUCGAUGGUAGUCGAGAUAUCGGAUAUCCGGUUUAUGGCCGAGGCGUGACCAUGAUCAGCGCACGCAAUCGGAUUGAGCAACUCAACUCCGGUAAGCCUCUGCAGGUCCGGGGUGUCACGGUCAACGAAGACGACUAUGUGAUCGCCGAUCGAUGCGGAACAGUCUUCGUCCCAGCCGAGCGCAUUGAAGAGGUUUUGGACCUGGGAGAGAGGAUCGACCGUCGUCAGGCCCUUAUGGUUCAGGAUGUUCUGGCCGGCAAACCUGUGUCAGAGGUCAUGCAUGACACGAAAUUCGAAGCCAUCCAACAGAAGAAAAAACCAAUAUCCGCCGCACCCGCCAUGAAAGCACCCAACCGAAACCCGAAGGGUGCUAGUGUCGAAGAUCAAGAGUUGUCAGCUCUUUUUGCCAACUCAGAUACUCCCGGGGUCUCUGAUGCACUUGAUAAACUCGGAAUCGCCGGCCAGGCAUAUAAUAUUAUGCCUUUGGCUAAUUAUAAAAGAGUCACCGUGGGUCCGGCCUUUACAGUUCGCUACGUUCCUGCCAGCAGCCCACCUGGAAGCGUUGGUGACUUCAUCGACGACGUCGCUACUGGAGAUGUCGUUGUUAUUGACAAUGGUGGUCGCACUGAUUGCACUGUUUGGGGCGAUAUAAUGACUCAGUAUGCUGGUUUACGCGGCAUUGCUGGUACUGUCAUUGACGGCGUUUGCCGGGAUGUGAAUUGUGCGAUAGACGAGAACUAUCCAGUCUUUACGGCUGGACGUUGGAUGCGAACCGGUAAAGACCGUGUUCAAGUUGGAGGCGUUAACGAGUCGAUUGGCAUCGGAAAGGUGCGUGUUCAACCUCGAGACAUUGUUGUCGCCGAUGCAAAUGGUGUUGUUAUUGUUCCGCGAGAUCGAGCUCGUGAGGUUGCUGAAAUCGCACACAAGAUCGAAAUGAGCGAAAAUGGCAUCCGGGAAUUGAUCGCUGGGGGUGCUUCGAUUGCGGAGGCAAGGGAGAAGCUCGGUUAUCACACGUUGCAGCGGAAGGGAUAG
Penicillium manginii is the source of this 1377-nucleotide messenger RNA. Its product is annotated as RraA family protein. The record is from RefSeq and is a predicted model, not a curated record. Lineage: Eukaryota; Fungi; Ascomycota; Eurotiomycetes; Eurotiales; Aspergillaceae. The transcript has a single exon. Bases 1 to 1377 code for a protein of 458 amino acids.